This is a messenger RNA of Zophobas morio, 1566 nucleotides long. RefSeq names its product Rab1 (gene Rab1). Gene Ontology annotation, biological process: vesicle-mediated transport. The transcript is spliced from 6 exons. Gene Ontology annotation, molecular function: GTPase activity; GTP binding. The coding region runs from base 167 to 775 and encodes 202 amino acids. Lineage: Eukaryota; Metazoa; Arthropoda; Insecta; Coleoptera; Tenebrionidae. The record is from RefSeq and is a predicted model, not a curated record.
AAUAACAAAGUUGUCGCGAUACGUCAAUCGCAGUAGCCAUUGUCCUGAAUUUGCUUAUUUGUGUAUGAAAUUUCUGUAGUUUUACGUGUAAAUUAGGGUGACAGUAGAGAAACGUAAACGUAUAUAGUGUUGUUUAAGCCUAUUGUUUAUAGCAAAUAAAGAAAAUAUGAAUCCAGAGUACGAUUAUUUAUUCAAACUCCUCCUGAUUGGAGAUUCAGGCGUUGGAAAGUCGUGUUUACUACUUAGGUUUGCAGAUGACACAUAUACGGAAAGUUACAUUAGUACUAUUGGCGUAGACUUUAAAAUUCGCACAAUUGAUCUAGAUGGCAAAACAAUAAAACUUCAAAUUUGGGACACAGCUGGCCAGGAGCGAUUCAGAACAAUAACUUCCAGUUAUUACAGAGGAGCACACGGUAUUAUAGUGGUGUAUGAUUGUACAGAUCAGGACUCAUUCAAUAAUGUAAAACAGUGGUUGGAAGAAAUAGAUCGUUACGCAUGCGAUAAUGUAAACAAGUUGUUAGUGGGAAAUAAAAGUGAUCUUACUACAAAGAAAGUGGUAGAUUACACAACAGCAAAGGAAUAUGCGGAUCAAUUAGGCAUUCCUUUCCUAGAGACGUCAGCGAAAAAUGCUACCAACGUUGAACAGGCUUUCAUGACGAUGGCCGCAGAAAUCAAGAAUCGAGUUGGGCCGCCAUCCUCGGCCGCUGAUCAAGCGAGCAAAGUAAAGAUUGAUCAAGGGCGUCCAAUUGAAACAACCAAGUCAGGAUGUUGCUGAAAAUUUAGUCAUCAUUUGUCUGCAGGUCAUCUCUUAAUUUCUUCAGUAGCAAGUUGCUGCUAAUUUAUAUUAUAGUAAUAUCCGUCUUGUAUGUAUAGUUAUUUUAAAUCUGGUUAUGUUUCAUUCUCCUUCUUUUGAUGAACCUUGUUAAAUUUUAAUGUAAUAAACACCAAUAUUAUUAGCCUAAUUAUUGAUAAACUUCAUUAAUUCAAAGAAGUUUUGACUUGAUUCGUUUCAAAUGCUUCUGAGUACUGUAUUAUGUGUUUUUAGAAAGAAAUAGUCUGGAUGUCUUAUAUUUUAUACUCGAUCAGGACCUGAUUAUUUAUUUCUAAAAAUAUGUGAUUUUCCUUGUCUCUUGCAUAGUGUAAUUUAAUUAGUUAAUACUAGUACUAUUGGGUUUCGUUCACGUUUGAUUACAUUGUGAUUUUCGUUUUAAGUGACUAUUCAGUAUGAUACAAAAUUUUCUAAGAUGUUUGUUCCAGUAUAACAACUUCUGUCGGUUGAAUUUUUAAGAUAGGAACACUGUAGACACUGCACUCACUCUUUGUAAAUUAAUGCACAUGACUUGAUUUUUUUUUCAAAUAACUUUACUUUUUUACAUGGGGAUCCAAUUGGAAGUUUUAGUUUGGUAGAGGAACAAACGGAUAAACUUACCAUUUAUAAUCAUUUAAAUUUUGUAUAAUUGCUGUUCAUCUAUGGUUAAACAAAUCAUAAUAGAUUGUCAUUUUUGUAGUUCAUAUUUGUAUAAGAAUUAUUGUAAUGAGUAAAGAAUUAAUAUUCAAAUCGAAUAA